GGAGUGAAGAGUGGAUGUAGGCAUGCAAGUGGGAGUCAGGAGGAGUGACAGGGAAGGUAGAGAGGGGAGCCAGGUGCAUGCUGCUGAACGAUUACUGACUUACACACUCACCACAAACACACUUCACAACAAAAUAUAGUGAAACACCGGAGUGUGUCAGUGUGUUUUUGUGCCUGGGUGUGUGUGCGCUCAGCAACAGAGCGGGAUCUCUGAGGAUACACGGAUGAGAAAGAAGAGUAGGGGAUCCAAGGAAGAGGAGCCUGAGUGUGCAUUGCCCUGGGGGGAGCUCACACACAGCAGACAGCGCACACACUCCAGCGGGCACUCGGCACUGUUUCCCUGACAACUAGAAUGGGCUGUAAUUUGUGCACCUUGCAGAAACGGGAGGAACAUUACAAACUGCUCUACGAGAUUGCACAGGUUAAUGGACGGGAUUUCUCCAAGGCAGAGCACAAUGAGGCAGUGGUUGAAACCAUUAGGCGAGACCCCAUCGUCGUCCAGGUCCUCCGACACACCCCCACCAGAGCCGCGGCAGCUGUCGUGCACAAGAACCGUAGCUCACCUCAGGAUGUGUGUGUGGUCAACGUUUGCACGCAGACCGAUAUCACCUUUGAGCACAUCAUGGCACUGGCCAAGCUUCGGCCCACAACCCCGCCAGUGCCGGACGUGUGUCCUUUCUUGCUGUCUGACAGCUGCCAGUCUAUUCACACCAUGGAGCAUGAGUUCUACGAAUGUCCAGAGUAUUUGUCCAACACCCCAGCAGAAGUGGAGCGGACAGAGGAGUACGAGUAUGAGGAAGUGGAACUCUGUCGAUUAAACAGCCAAGAAAAACUCGGUCUGACGCUGUGCUACCGAACUGAUGAAGAAGAGGACACCGGCAUCUACAUCAGUCAGGUAGAGCCAAACAGUAUAGCAGCGAGAGACGGACGCAUCAAGGAAGGAGACCGGAUCCUGCAGAUAAAUGGCUGUGAAGUGCAAGACCGAGAGAAAGCAGUUGCCUUGCUGUCAAGUGAAGAAGCAAGAAGCGUCACACUGCUGGUGACAAGGCCAGAAAUCCAGCUAGAGGAGGAGGAGGAGGAGGAGGCUGGAUGGCUGGUUGAUGAGCAGCAGGAGCUUGCUGGGGAGCUGAAGAUGGAUAUACUAGAAGAAAGGAGGAAGCAGAGAGAGUACAGCUUUCAGAGGCCAGAUGAGGGUGAUGACGAUAUGAAUCCAGACACAGCAACGUGCUCCUCCAACAACCAGGACAGUGGGUUUGGGCGAAGCACAGACAGUCCAGAGUUCCAGCCCUUGUUGGCCAGAGUUCACAGGAGGAGCCCGGCCCAAUGCCUGAGGGAUCGAUGGCGAUCAGAACAUCCGCAUACAAGGCAAGGGAUUGUUGGGUCACAAGAGAAUGAAGGGGCAAGAACACAUUCUUCAACGCAGGGCAGUGAAGGUGUUGUGAGUAUUCGCAAUGCCAGAUGUGGAGUCAUAGGUCUGGAGAACUGCUUUCAGCAGCUCCUGGAGCUUAAGUGCCAAAUUCGCAAUGGGGGUGAAUGUGGGGUGUACUCCAUACGACACAGCAUCGAAUGUAGCCUCACUGAACAAGGUGGAGGCGACAGAGAUGAUGACGAUGAUGAGGGUGCAGGGGGAGGGGUGGAGCACGAGCUGAGGCUGCUGAAUGAAGAGCUGCGUAACAUUGAGUUGGAAUGUCAGAGCAUCAUGCAAGCCCAUCAGCUCCAUCAGUCCCACCAACAGGAGUACUCAGAGCCUAUGCCCAGCUCACCAGGACUGAGCCUUAAAGAUGGACACAGGCGGCUUGGAGGACUGGCCGACAUCCGUGAGCACCCGGAGAGGUCAGACAGUGAUAAGAUCCGUGAGAAGGACAGCUCCAGUGCCUACAACACAGCAGAGAGUGCUAGGUCUACCCCAAUAGGCAUGGAGAGAUCUCCUGAGCACUCCCUGCAGAGACACAUCAGCAUCACUAACCAAAAAAACCUCAGACUGACCCCCUCUGCCCCCUCUAAUCCCAUCCCUAUCCCUGAGCCUCAAAGCACACCUAGAAGCUGCAGACUAGCAGAUCCUGGUCCAGUUAUCUCGAGCAGCCCAGAUCAGAGCAAUCCUUCCAGAUCUGAGUCAGAUCCAGCUUUGCCAGCAGAUGAUGAAAGGUGUGAAAAGAAGAGGAGGAGCAGAGAAUCUAGGAGAGGGUUCCCCUACGGUUCUCCAUCCACCUUACAUGGCCAAGGAGGAUCCAAACAGCUUCAGAGCUAUAUGCAGCUCCUGCAACAGCACUCGUCACUGGAGUACUCUCAGAGCCAGCUGAGUCUCCUCAGUGUUUGUCGAGAUUCAGCGCACCGAAACGGACGUGCCGGAGAACCUCGUCUGGAGUGGAAGGUCAAAGUUCGCGCUGAUGGGACACGGUACGUUGCACGGAGGCCUGCUCGUGACCGCAUACUGAGGGAGCGAGCGCUAAGGAUCAGGGAGGAGCGGAGCGGAGGCAUGACUACGGAUGACGAUGCCAUGAGUGAGAUGAAGAUGGGUCGCUACUGGAGCAAAGAGGAGAGGAAGCAGCAUUUAGCAAGAGCCAAGGAGCAGAGAAGGAGGAGAGAGUUCAUGCAGAAAAGUCGCCUUGAAUGUCUAAAAGAGGGACCAGCGAGCGGAGCUGAGGGCAGGAAGGAGAUCAAUAUCUUAGAGCUCAGUCACAAAAAGAUGAUGAAGAAACGAAACAAAAAGAUUCUGGACAACUGGAUGACCAUCCAAGAACUGAUGAGCCAUGGAGCCAGAGUCCCAGAAGGGUCAAAAGUACACAAUGCCUUCCUUUCUGUCACCACUGUGUAAACGACAUGUUUAAAACCUGAAACGGACACAGAAAUGUAAAUGGUAGCAUUCCCAAAGCAGCUUUGUAUUGACCAUUGGACCAUCUGUACCACACCUGAGCCAUCAAAACACAACGCAGUACCUUCAAGUUUUGGUGAUGAAGUGGGAAAUGGUAGCGUGUUGGUUCAACCAGGCUCAAAUAAAAAUAAAAGAACCAACACAACAACGUUUUGUAUACUUCCUGUUUUCUCCAUCUUUGUCAUUCACGUUUCACUUGCCUUGUUUGAAUUGGCAUUUUUUUUAUGCAGAAAUAACUUUAUUUUUUACACUUUGUAUCUGAACCUUUUCAAAGGACGUUUUUACAUUGAAUGUCAACGGACUGUAAAGGAUUUCAUAUAAUGUCUUAUUUAUAUUUGUAUCACCAAGCUAUUACUGUUGAGGUGAGACUAUCUGAUUGUACUAUAGCUCAUGCUGUACACCCGAGCAACGGGGAGACAUCUGCUGGAGGCCAGCUCAAUACAAAAACACGUCUUUUAUUGUGUUACCGUGCGCUGAGACGUCUGGUAAAUGUAUAACACUUGCUUCAAAAAGGUUUUUUUAGAGAUGUUUUACCUCAGUUUGCAGCCAAAACUCUGACUUGAAUUACAUGUUUUGUACAAUAGCAUUAUCGACUAAAUUUACAUCUUUUUCUAAGCUUCAAUCUGUGAAUUAUGUUAAAAAUUGUAAUCAAACUUUUAUUUAUAUUGUUUAUUGGUAAUUGAAUUUAUUGUAAAUUAUGUUACCUUUUUUUAUUUACACUACAUCUAAUCUGACCUGGGAAAGGCAACAGAUUUCCUCAGACUAUGUAUCAUAUGUGCAGCCUUUCUCAGUAAAACUGCUGCCUUUUACUGUAAAGUUUACUGAAGAGGCCUCGAGUUUGGUACUUGUUGAUGGUAAUGUUUGUAAUAAAAGAUUAUUAAAGAAAGAAAAUGUCACCCUUUUU
Molecule: messenger RNA, 3775 nt
Organism: Nothobranchius furzeri (turquoise killifish)
Lineage: Eukaryota; Metazoa; Chordata; Actinopteri; Cyprinodontiformes; Nothobranchiidae
Gene: pdzrn4
Product: PDZ domain containing ring finger 4
Molecular function (GO): protein binding
Source: RefSeq, a predicted model, not a curated record